This is a messenger RNA of Durusdinium trenchii, 1383 nucleotides long. The record is from the annotation of a GenBank genome assembly. Lineage: Eukaryota; Dinophyceae; Suessiales; Symbiodiniaceae.
AUGGAUCCCAAUGGCUACGGCUACCGGCCGGUGCCCACAGAGAUGGAUGGGGCGACACCCAGCCCGGGCGCCGCGCCCGGUUCGAAGGAGGCCUUUCAGAAUAAGCAGUGGGUCGCCGAGAAGGCCUUGCGGGUGAUGCGCCACGACUCCGCAGGCUUCGCGACGGUGGAUCAUUCCUCGGUCUACGGGGCCGCGCUCGCCCUGCCGCAGCUGGCGCGAAGCGCUGGUUGGACCAUCUCGUACACAGGCUUGGCCAUGAGAGGUUUGCUCUUUAUGGUCUUCAACAACCUGCUACAAGGCUUCUUGCUGUACAUGAUCAGCAAAGAAGAGCGGAUCAUCAAUAAGUUUGGAAGCCAGAUGUUUCUUUGCGACUUCGCGGCGCACAUGGAACGCUGUCCGGAGGGACCCAACUGCGUGGGCCCGGGCGGGACCAGCUUCACCCCGUCUCGCUUGUAUCCGUUCGAGCUCUGGACCACCAGGACCUUUGUGCGAGACUCUUUGGUAUCUCUCUUCCCCGAGAGAAAGGCGGACAUCCUGAAGGAUGUGGACCCUGGAGAGUAUGGAGUCGAGAGCUAUUGGCUCCGUUUAGUUUGCUGCUUUCUUUUCGUCCUGGGGCUCUGGCACGACUUAGCCGGAAGCUGGGACAUGCUCGACCUCUUAUGGUAUGUGCCCACGCAAUCAGAGCUGUGGAUCGUUCCUCUUGCUCCCAAAGAGGAGGAAGAGGCGGCGCAGCCCAUGCCGACGAUGCUCCUCUCGGACAUCGCGGCGCACGAGGCCAUCGAGAUGGACUUCGUGCAGUUCCGGGUAGCGGGGAUGCCUUUGCACUGGAAGCUCUUCAAUCUCAUGUGUCUCCUCUUCCCGAAGAUGUACCUCUGGCUUCUGACAGUUGACAUUGGAAUAGUCUUUCUGAUGGAGACCUCCGAGAUUGAAGACAUGAUCAUCAACUGCGUGGCCUUGGGUUUCAUCUUACAGAUUGAUGAGCUGAUGAUGGGCAUCAUGCCGCCGGAGUGCGGAAAGAUCCUCGAGUCCAUGAAGGGCUACGCAAAGGAGAACCGGCCGCCCAUCCAUGUGCCGGAGGACGAGGAAAUCAUCCAGCAUCAACAAGCCAGGUCUUGGCACAUUUGGACGCCAAACUUGUGGCUGGCUCUGGUUCCACGGCGCUUGGUGGCCAUGGUCGCAGUGGCCAGCUUCUUUGUGGCCAAGUACUAUGUGGAGCAUUGCGUCAUGGAAAGCGAUUGGAGUUUGGUCUCGAAGCCUCUGCGUUUACCACGGGAGAGCAACUUGCCGUGGAUCAGCUUCCUCUUCGGACCAAUCCCCAUCCUCUUCCCCAUCGACGCAGAGGAUGAACCCGUUUGGCAGAUGCCGGACUCCUCUUCACCGUGA